UGGGACCUCAGCCACCGCCACACAAAGCCAAGGAUGUGACAGCUCGGGCCCCAGCGAGCACCUCAGUUCUGUUCCCAGGGCCAGUACUUUGAAACUGGGCACCCCAACUGUUCCAAGCUCUGGGUCUCCAUUCCACUCUUUGCAGAAUGAGAACCUUUGGUGGGGUGGUGGGGGGGGGGUGCAGCAGAGCCUUUCUUUGAGAAGACAGCCCCCACCUCGUUUGCUUUGGCCUCCAGCUCCAUCCUCAGAACCCUGCAGGCAUUCUGGGCAUCCUGUGCCCACCCACCUCUCCUCUCUCGCGCGGGUGCCCAAGCUAAGUCAUCCUCCAGCAGUGACUCUGGGGCCUGAAACCCAGCAGCAGAGGUGACACUUGUGGGGACUCCCAAAUGAUGCCUGUGGCAAGUAGGAGCCAUGGCGACCUCGCCAGGACCUGUCUUGUCCCCAGUCUGAGCCGAAAGUGUUCUUCGGCAUUCUCUUGUUCACCUCUUUCAUUUCAGUGCAGAAAUGCUGAGGUCCAGAGCGGAAGUCCAGGGACCUUUGGCCUCAAACUCCAAAGCCCUCGGUGUGUCCCCUUCCCUGAAGCCUCUCUGUUCCUUACUGGAAACCACUGUGUCCGCGGGACGCCUGAGGAUGUGCUGUUUCUUUGGGUUUUGUUGCUGGUUAGAUUUUGUGUGUUUUAAUGCCUUGCUUUUGUUGAUUUAUUAUUUGUUUAUUUUAAUUUAUCUUUAUUGUUGAGAGUAUUGUAGGUUGUUUUGAUUUCAGGAAACCAGUCAUUUGUUAGGGAUUUACAUCCCAGGCACCGUGCGGUGCUAGAGAUACACAGAUGGAGGAACAUGCGGCUAGUCCUUGCCCCUCGCCCCCAGGAUCCCGGUGGUCCCCUGCUUGCGCAAGAAAAAUAAGGAAAAUAACAGAUUGGCCAUAGGUCUGUUUCGCAUGGUUCUGCAGAGCUGGUACCGCUUCCAGACUCAGCCUUUCUGACCCGGACUGACCUGGAAAUACCGACAGGGGUCAUCGGCACCGCCGGGGACUGCGGUGGGCGGACGCUUGGAGCUCUGGCCAGGACAGUCCCAUGUGAGGAGCAGAGAUGGACCGUCCUUCAGCCUCCUGAGAUGAAGAGACUGAGGCUCAGAGAGGUUAAGGAACACCCCCGAGGCCACACACCUGAUGACAGACAACCCUUGGUGCCUUCAUCCAGUCCACUGCCCGACGGCCACAUCUCCGGUGACCGCUGGUCAGGCUGAGUUCCAGUUAGGAAUCUUCACACGUCACCCUUCCCGGAGGAUGGUGACAGGGACAGCUUCCCUCUGUCCCGCACCGUGAACCUUCCUCCCAGGACCUCGCCUUGGAGGGACACAGUGCGGUCACGGAGAUUAAUGACCCCUCAACCCCUUUGGAUGGGAAAGGAAAUCACAGGUGUUCGGUUUGAUUAGCGUUUCAUCAGGAGGCGUUAUCGGCUGUUUGCGGGUCGCUGACGAAGCCUGCUACUUGACUUCUGCAAGAGGCCGACUUCGUUCAAGGGUCCUCUCGCCCUGAGCGAGCCACUUAGCCUUCGAGGGCCACAGGGUGAUGCCCUGUGCCCUGGGGUGACCGCUGCCAAGCGGAAGUGAAGCCGGCUGGCCGGAACAAGCCUUGAGGCCCCCCUGGGAGUCCCCGCCCCGCCUUGUGAUUGAAUCUCCAUUUCUGGGAUUUUUCUUCCAAGUUCCUCCUCUGUUGGGUGUGAUUCCCUCCAGCCCAUCGCCGGGAGCCCAUCAGCAGAGCAGACAUGGUGACCAUGAGAAGGGCCCUCAAGGUCCUCACCCUCCUCACCCUCGUCAUCUUCUUCACCUCCUUCUUCCUGAGCUACUCCCACACCAUGAUGACCACCACGUGGCUCCCCAGACAGAUGGUCGCCGAGCUCCUGGAGAGUCUGAGGAGGCUGCUGACCCUCUCGCCGCGGCCCUGCGCCUGCGCCCGCUGCAUCCGCCAGAAGCACGCCUCGCCGUGGUUCGACAAGAGGUUCGACGGGUCCAUGCAGCCGCUGCUGACGGCGCAGAACGCGCUGCUGGAGGAAGACACCUACAGCUGGUGGCUGAGGCUUCAGCGGGAGAAGGAGCCCAGUAACUUGAACGACACCAUCAAGGAGCUGUUCCGGGUGGUGCCCGGCGACGUAGACCCCCUGCUGGCGAGAUCGCCCAUGGGCUGCCGGCGCUGCGCCGUGGUGGGCAACUCGGGCAACCUGCGGGAGUCCUGGUACGGGCCGCAGAUAGACAGUCACGACUUUGUGCUCAGGAUGAAUAAGGCCCCCACUGUGGGGUUCGAGGCCGACGUGGGGAGCAAGACCACCCACCAUCUCAUGUACCCCGAGAGCUUCAGGGAGCUGGAAGAGAACGUCAACAUGGUCCUGGUCCCCUUUAAGACCCUUGACCUGGAGUGGGUGGUCAGCGCCACCACCACGGGCACCAUCUCCCACACCUACAUUCCUGUCCCUUCGAAGAUCAAAGUGAAGAAGGAUCAGAUCCUGAUCUAUCAUCCGGCCUUCAUCAAGUACGUCUUCGACCGGUGGCUGCAGGGCCACGGGCGGUACCCGUCCACCGGCAUCCUCUCGGUCAUCUUCUCCCUGCACGUCUGUGACGAGGUGGACUUGUACGGCUUUGGGGCAGACAGCAAAGGAAAUUGGCACCAUUACUGGGAGAACAACCCGUCGGCGGGGGCUUUCCGCAAGACCGGGGUGCACGACGGAGACUUUGAGUUCAACCUGACGACCACCUUGGCGUCCGUCCACAAACUGCGGAUCUUCACGGGGAGAUGACGCUGUGAGGAGCUGGGACGGACACGCCUCUCGCCCGGCUUCUCGCCGAGGCCGCUCCAUUCUGUGCCGGGGCCUCCACCCCGCCUCGGGUGUGCCCAGGUGCCCCUCGCAGCCUCGCACCCCAACAUUUGACAGCAUCUACUCAGCAAGUCUCAGAACCGGCUUGGGUGGGGAGACCCCUCCCUGCUGACCCGGAGCUGGGAAAAGGGGGGAAUCUUGGAGCAAGUCCCUUCUCUGAACACGGCUUCAGAAGAUAGGGGCACAGAGACUGAAGACUCCCCUGUUUUAAAAGAAAGAACAGUCUCCUCCCCGGGAAGCCAGGUGGAGACUUCUCUCUGCCGAGGGGUCCAGGGCGGACUCCCAGCCUCUGGUUUUCACUGGGAUGCUUCUGAGUGAGGAUGGCCCCCAAGACAGAGCCUCGUGGCCACAUCGGCCCUGGGGCGAGAUGACACAUUACUUGCACGUGACACCCCAAUUCCCCUUGGUUCCCCAAACUCAUUUUGGUGGCUAGGAGAGACCUCCCACCCCGAAGGUCUUCAUCCUUGGCCAGGUGUUUCUGACCCCAGCAGCCGUCUACCUUCUGAGACAAUGUCUUCGAGUGAUCAGUCUUUGUUGUUAGGAUUUGGCGGAGAGCAGACCUGACUACUUCCACGUGCCUUUGUAUUUGGGGGUGAAAUGCGAGCACUGGCUAGAAUGAGGCGAACACCCCGAGUCCGGAGAGAAGACCCUGGCAGCUGCCCUCCCUGCUCCUAGCUGGGGACAUCUUUUCCAGUGUCCUGAGCCAGCGCGAGUCGGAACAAAGCUCGCGGGGUGCCCGGUGCCUCCCCGGUGCACAUCAGCAUGGAACAGCGAGACUGACGGGCUUGGUUCCCGCAGCCCGCCGAGAGGCUCUCUCCCACCAGCGUUUCCGAGGGCCCGCGCUCUGGCCCAUUCCUGCUGCACCUGCAUGGUGUCCGGGGGCUGGGGGCCACGGGAGGCGCGUGACCGUCGGAGUCGGGGACGUCAUACCUCAUCCUCGAACACUUUUUCCCUCAUCAAUCUUCUGAUUAUUUAUUGAUUUUGCUGUUGCACUCAGCUGAUGUCAUGUCCCUUUCUGGCUCUGCUGCUGGUCCUGGGUUUUAAUUGAGGUUUCACCUGCCCCCCUGGCCAGUGGGGAGUGGGGAGCUCACAGCAUGCUCUGUGGGAGCCCUCAGGCUCUAGUGGUGGUGGUGCCCAGGUUUUGGGGGCUAGCUGGUGGGCAAAUCUUUGGGUGGUGGGUUUGUGAAAUGUCCUGUGCCUCCUCCUCUCCCAGCCCCACCUUCCUUGUGAACCUGGAUUCAGCCACAGGCUAGGACUCUCCAAACCCUAGUGGAGCCCCUGGGGGCCGGCUGGGAAGUGGGGUGCAGGCAGAGGACAGUGGUCGUUGGCCCCCGUCACUGACAUUUGAGCAGAAAAACCACGUUUCCUGUCGAGAGCAUUUCCUCAAAGGCCACUCUGAGGAGGUGUGACGAGUUCCUUCCUGGGGCGGGGACAGGACGCCGUCUGGGGGGCCAGGGGACCGGACGGGAUGCUUGUGCAGCACCCUGGCCAGCCCUGCUCUCCUGGCCUCCGCUGUUCCCUCUGCAAAUGGGGAGGGAGAGCCUGGGGGGCGCAGGAGCCACAGAGGUGUCAGCAGUGCGUGAGAGUCCCCAGAAAUCACGCCCGUCCCCCCGGUCUGUGCAGCCCCAUGGCUCUAUUCAGUCCUCAAAGAUGCAGAACCCAGAACGCGUGUGAAAGACGCACAGGCCUGUCCCAGCUUCAGAGCCCCCCGCACGUAGGCUCCACAUAAAGGCUCGUGUGUCCCUGUGAGUUCGUCGUCGCGGCCCGAGCUCACGGCCGCACCUCACGGGAGAUGGAGGGACCGAGCAAGUGUCCGGGGGCCGGCUGAUCAAUCCCAGGGACAGACCUUAAGACAAGUGGUCACGGGACCUCAUAGCCCCUGAGCUGCCUCCCCUUCUGCCCCCCGCGUCUGUCCAGGCACAUCACGUUCAGAACAAGUGACCUGCUUCUUUGGGCUUUGCUGAGUCAGAGCAGGUCCCCAGAGGGAGGACCUGUCCCUAGCUGAGCUGCACGCUGCCUGGGUCAGCUACCUGGUCCCAUCCCAUCUCCCUCCGUCCCGCCAGGCUGUUCAAGCUGUGAGUCCUUGUUGCCCUGGGAUCUGGUCCCACGGAGCAGAUGAGGAAACAAGGCCCAGAGAAGGCACGCGACUUGCAAAAGAACUGAUUUGUGCCAGAGGGCGCAGCCCGGACACUUUGAGCAGGAACAGGACAGGAUGCACCCCAUGUUGGGAGCAUCCAGAGGCGGGGUCCCCAGCCUGGCCCGUCGGUGUCUCGGGGCACUCUCCGGGGUGCGGCUGCUCCUCGGGCUGCCCACGGGCUCUGGCAGGUGUAGCCCUCACCUCGGUGCCAUCCCUCCAGUGGUGGGGCCAGCCCCAGCCCGGCAGACCUCCCUGCAUCUUAUCGGCUUAGCAGAGGGGACUUAACCAAAUAAACAUCAAUCCGUGUGGCCGGGAUUGAACGCCCUGCCGAGCUAAAGCCCCUGGGUCCCACGUGGUGGCUCAGAGGGUCACGCCAGUGUUUCUCCGAAGGCACUUAGCAGUGUGCUGGGCAGGAGACGGAAGCAGCCACACAGGGAGGCCCUGGCAGGUUCACCACACGCGGUCAGGCUCCCUCGGGCCCCUGGUCCCAGCUCGGGGCUCAUUACUCUGCAGGCGGAGAGCUCCUCGAGAGCUCCUCCUCGGGGCGGCUGGGGCGGGUUAGGGGGAGAAACCUGAGGGGGAGAAAGGAAACGGGUGGGGGCCUCUGGGCCCUGGAGCAAUCCCCGAGAGCAGAAAGUUCGAGGUGGAUGCUCUUGGAGCCCGCGGGCGGGCGGGGCUGCCCGGGGAACCAGAUGGAAGGAAGGGGGACUUGCCGCACCAGCUAAGCCCAGUGGGCUCACGCCUCGCUGUGGCCCGAGGGGCAGCCCG
Molecule: messenger RNA, 5771 nt
Organism: Molossus molossus (Pallas's mastiff bat)
Lineage: Eukaryota; Metazoa; Chordata; Mammalia; Chiroptera; Molossidae
Gene: ST3GAL1
Product: ST3 beta-galactoside alpha-2,3-sialyltransferase 1
Exons: 9
Coding region: 1763-2788 (341 amino acids)
Molecular function (GO): beta-galactoside (CMP) alpha-2,3-sialyltransferase activity
Source: RefSeq, a predicted model, not a curated record